AUGACCUCCUUUUUACCCAUCCUCUCGGAGAUUCUUCCGAUGAUAAUGCCUGCAUCUGCCAACAUAACCAAAGCUAAACAGCUCGAACCGACGCACCCAACUGUCGAGGGUCCCGUUAUCGAACGUCCCGCCGUUGUGGGCAAGUGUGACAAUAUGUGUGUCUCUGUCAUCACAACCCGACCACACUGCAAGUCUACGAUUAGACACAACAGUGAGCAAGAUACCAUAAUCUACGCCGUCUCUGGCAACGGUACUCUCAUUGUCAGCGAGGCCGUCAAUUCAGAACUCAAGCAUCACGAACUGGCUCCUGGAGACUUUGCCUUUGUGCCUGCAUGGAUCGAACAUCAAAUUAAAAAUGACUCCGACGAGGACUUUCAGUUGCUCAUGAUUCAGAACGGACCAGCUCCUAUCAAAGCAGACUUAACUGAAUGGGGUGGCGAUGUCAUCAAAACAAAGAAUUAA
Messenger RNA from Fusarium venenatum, 462 nucleotides. RefSeq names its product RmlC-like cupin domain-containing protein. The record is from RefSeq and is a predicted model, not a curated record. Lineage: Eukaryota; Fungi; Ascomycota; Sordariomycetes; Hypocreales; Nectriaceae.